This is a messenger RNA of Trichoplax adhaerens, 1812 nucleotides long. RefSeq lists its product as uncharacterized. The transcript is spliced from 6 exons. The annotation marks the transcript as partial. Gene Ontology annotation, cellular component: membrane. The record is from RefSeq and is a predicted model, not a curated record. Gene Ontology annotation, molecular function: protein binding; transmembrane transporter activity. Lineage: Eukaryota; Metazoa; Placozoa; Uniplacotomia; Trichoplacea; Trichoplacidae. Gene Ontology annotation, biological process: transmembrane transport.
CAAACGUUAAAUAAUCCGAAGUGGCUAUUAGCUUUUACUAGCUUGUAUGUUAUCAUUUCUGGUAUGAUGAUAUCAGGAUUUACGGCAGUGGCAAUUACUUCGUUGGAAACACGAUUUGAAUUACGUAGUACAGAAUCUGGAAGCUUGUACAGCGCUUAUGAAGUGGCCGCUGCUAUCAUUGGCAUCGUCACUAGCUUUUACGCCGGACAAGGCCAUAAAGGUCGAUAUUUAGCCGUUAGUGCAGUUAUUAUUGGUAUCGGAGGCUUGGUCUUUGCUUUACCCCAUUGGAUUACUGAUAAUUAUGUAGCUGAGGGAACCGUUGGCUCUGGAUUAUGCUAUCAUAAUGCCACAAUAAGCCAAAAUUCUGCUAACGUUUGUAAUAAUCUGGGUUCUCCUGUUCGAGUGUUUUUGUACGUUUUCAUUUUCGCACAAGUCUUAGUCGGUGCUGGAAAUAAUGUUUUGUGGACAACAGGAAUGGCCUAUAUCGACGAAAAUGUCAGUCCUACAUCAUCCUCUGUCUACGUUGCAAUAGUUGUGACACUAGCAGCAAUGGGUCCAGCAAUAGGGUUUUUACUUGGAGGUGUUUUUCUUAAUCUUUGGGUAGAUUGGCCAAGCAAUUCACAAGGUAUUCUGCCGACAGACCCGCGCUGGGUUGGCGCAUGGUGGUUGGGAUUUAUUGUCUGUGGUGUUGGUAUGCUUGUCGUGUCGAUUCCAUUAUUUGCUUUUCCUCGCAAUCUACCCAAUUUUCAAAAGUAUAAACUCCAGAGACAAAAAGCGACUAUUGGCAAAUCGAAAGUGGACAAAGAAUAUGGAAAUUCAAUUGCCGACUUUCCAAAAGCUUCCAAAGAAUUAAUCCUUAAUAGACCCUAUAUCUUUACAGUUUUGGCUGCAACAUCAGAAGCACUUGUCACUAAUGGUUUUGCUGCUUUCUUACCCAAAUUUAUUCAAGCACAAUUUUCUACUACAGCAUCUAAUGCAAGUUUUAUAUCGGGAAUUAUUGUUGUGCCAGGCGCAGGAGGUGGCAUGAUAUUGGGUGGUGUUCUCAUGAAAUACUUCAGGAUGUCUGGAUUAAGUGCGUCCAAAUUUAACUUUGUUUUCGGAUUUCUAAGCUGCGUAAGCGUUUUGGCCUUUCUUAUUGGUUGCGAUACUGUCCCAUUUGCUGGUGCAAAUACACCAGUAGGAGCCCUAACAAUACAACCUAUUGCUCAAGCACAAGUUGGCAAUCUCACUGGUCAAUGUAAUGGGAAUUGUGGAUGUCCUCAAAAUCAGUUCGAUCCAAUCUGUGGCAUCAAUGGAAUUACUUAUUUUUCACCAUGUCAUGCUGGCUGUCAAGCUAUUAACAACUCUGCUACACUUGAACGGCAGGUAUUUUCCAAUUGUACCUGCAUACCUAGUCAGACGACUGCCAAUUCUAGUGGAACUAUCCAGCGUACAGCUCGGCGAGGAGUAUGUGCACAGACUUGUAAUAAUAUGAUACCAUUUCUGGCCGUCUUAUUCAUUCAAAUGUUAUGUACCUACGUGAAAUCAGUGCCGGCUACUCAAGUUGUUCUUAGGACUGUACCCGAAAGCCAGCGUUCAUUUGCGUUAGGUUUACAGUGGCUAUUAGUACGAUUAUUAGGCAACCUUCCGGGGCCGCUAUUAAUUGGCUUGAUGAUUGAUACAUCAUGUGUUUUAUGGAAUAUUGAAUGUGGUGAAAGAACCUCAUGUUGGUUAUAUGAUAACCGCCAGAUGGGCUAUCUUGUAUUAGCCUUUGGUUUGUCAUUUAAAGCCUUAGGCACCCUCUUUUUCUUCUUGGCAUGGUACUUUUAUCGA